Molecule: messenger RNA, 1705 nt
Organism: Punica granatum (pomegranate)
Lineage: Eukaryota; Viridiplantae; Streptophyta; Magnoliopsida; Myrtales; Lythraceae
Source: RefSeq, a predicted model, not a curated record
CCGAAAUCAGACUGCCCUUUAAUUCUGGCAAUUGGGAGUCACUUUCUCCAAUGCUGGUGGGACUCCUUUGUCUGCAACUUAUCACCUGUCCAUUUCAGCCCUUCUGUUGUUUAGGGCAGUCAUGUGAGAGCCUGAUAAGAUAAUGAUCAUCUUCUUUUGGGAUUGGAUUUAUUAUGGGCUCUUUGCCCAUUUCCUGUCCGGCUUAUCAACUCGGGUUUCUAUCUUACCGCAUCGUCGUGAUUAAAUGGCAUGGCUGCCAACGAAAACAAACUCCUAUCAUCCCUUGAAGCAAAAGAAUCUACUCACCAAAAGGCCAUAACUAUACCAUCUUUUUCCUUUUUCCUGAACGAUUCCUGAGAGCUCCUCCUCACCAAAACCAUAAGCCUCCCCUCAUUCCCUCCCUGUUCUAUAACUCGGAGCAAUACACCAGCAAUCUAGAGUCUGAGGGACACGCACCGCAGAGAAAAUCUCGGUGUCAGCUUUCCUGCCAAUCAUUCAUGGGAUGCUCUGUCUCGAAAUCGUGCACCCAAAUUGGUAGAAACCCGAAAGCCAUUACUGCUUCCUCCACGUCCUCUGUUGAUCCUGCACUUUGUUCGGUUUCUUCACCGACUGUUCUGUCUCUCCCGUCGCAUUUAGUCCACCAUCCACCCCUCAAGAAGGGAGAUACCUACCAUUUGGUGUCUCUCACUUCCAGCACCUAUGGAUCUUUGCUCCUCAUUGACCCAAAAAAUCCCGACUUCACUUCUCGUAUUGUUUCCGCUACUGAUCGUCGGCAGAAACUUUCACCGAUGACUUACCCCGCCAAGAAAGUGAAGGAGAAUCCGUCCGAAACAGUCUCAAAAGAUGAUCCAUUGUCCCCUGAUUCGGUCAUCAAUGCUUGGGAGCUGAUGGAUGGGCUGGAUGACCCCGACUUUGAUCCCAGCAAAUUGAACAAAUCUGGUUCUCCAGUCAAGGAUGCUGAGGCCGCAACAAAACCCAGCUCAUUCGUUCCCAAAGAUGAUCCAAAUGCGUUGCAUUAUUAUGAGCCAAGUAAGAAGUAUGUCUCUUUAUCAAAUGGUUCUGAUGAUGACCGAGUCAUACUUUACUUCACAAGCCUGAGAGGGAUAAGGAAGACUUUCGAGGACUGUCGCUUUGUGCGGAUGACCCUUCGUGGGUUCCAGGUGCCCGUGGAUGAAAGAGACAUCUCAAUGGACUCGUCCUACAAGAAGGAGCUGCAGAAUCUACUUAAGGGGAAGCCACUGACUCUGCCUCAGGUCUUCAUUAGGGGGAACCACGUUGGAGGUGCAGAGAAGAUCAAGCAACUGAACGAAGCAGGAGAAUUAGGAAAGCUCUUGGAGGGAUUUCCAAUCCAGGAUCACAAGUUAAUCUGCGUGAAUUGUGGGGAUGCUCGGUUUGUACCUUGCCUGAGCUGCAGUGGCAGCAGGAAAGUCUUCGAUGAGAAGGAAGGCAAGCUAAGGAGGUGUUCGGAUUGCAAUGAGAACGGGCUAAAGAGGUGCCCUUGCUGUUGCUGCUCCUGAAACUUCCGCCAAUCUUCAUGGUUACUAUACCUUGUACGAGAAAUUCUUAUGUCCGGCAUUGUGUAGAUUCUAAUUCUAAGUUCAUUUCCUCUGUGAAGAGCAUGUAAUAAAAUUGAGAUUCUCUGUCAGCCUUCUAAGUUCCAUAGAAAGUUCAGCAUCACGAAUGCAGAUAACCGGAAUUCCUGAGA